GCGCUGGCGGACGGGGUAGGGAUGCAGAGGGCGGGAGGGCUUUCGGUUUGUUUGGAUUGUGGGCGGUUCGCGCACAGCCCGGGAAAAGCGGUAAAUGGCGGCGCCGAGCGCGGGCUCUCGGCCUGCCCUGCAGCGAAAGGCGCUAAUGGCCGCUGACAGAGGGCGCAGGAUAUUGGGAGUGUGUGGCAUGCAUCCCGACCAUCAGGAAGCACUGAAAAAGAACCGAGUGGUGCUAGCCAAACAACUGUUGCUGAGUGAACUGUUAGAGCACCUCCUGGAGAAGGACAUCAUCACCUUGGAAAUGAGAGAGCAUAUUCAGGCCAAAGUGGGCAGUUUCAGCCAAAAUGUGGAACUUCUCAACUUGCUGCCCAAGAGGGGUCCCCAGGCUUUUGAUGCCUUCUGUGUGGCCCUGAGGGAGACCAAGCAGGGUCACCUGGAGGAUCUGUUGCUCACAACCCUCUCUGGUCUUCCGCAUGCACUCCCACCGUUGAGCUGUGACUACGACUUGAGUCUCCCCUUCCCGAUGUGUGAGUCCUGUCCCCCUCACAAGCAGCUCCGCCUGUCUCCAGAUACUGUGGAACACUCCCUAGACAACGGAGAUGGUCCUCCAUGCCUUCAGGUGAAGCCUUGCACUCCCGAGUUUUAUCAAACACACCACCAGCUGGCCUAUCGGUUGCGGUCUCGGCCUCGUGGCUUGGCACUGGUGCUGAGCAAUGUGCACUUCACUGGAGAGAAAGACCUGGAAUUUCGCUCUGGAGGGGAUGUGGACCACAGCACUCUGGUCACCCUCUUCAAGCUCUUGGGCUACAAAGUCCAUGUUCUACUUGACCAGACUGCACAGGAAAUGCAAGAGAAACUUCAGAAUUUUGCCCAGUUACCUGCCCACCGUGUCACUGACUCCUGUGUCGUGGCGCUUCUCUCUCAUGGUGUGGAGGGAGGCAUCUAUGGUGUGGAUGGCAGACUGCUUCAGCUUCAAGAGGUUUUUCGGCUCUUUGACAACGCCAGCUGCCCAAACCUUCAGAACAAGCCGAAAAUGUUCUUCAUCCAGGCCUGCCGUGGAGAUGAAACGGACCGUGGGGUGGACCAGCAAGAUGGAAAGAACCACACCGGAUCCUCUGAGUGUGAGGAAAGUGACGCCAGCAGAGAGGAGUUGCUGAAGACCCGACUGCCCACGCGCUCAGACAUGAUCUGUGGCUAUGCCUGCCUCAGAGGCACUGCCGCCAUGCGGAACACCAAACGGGGUUCCUGGUACAUUGAGGCCCUCACCCAGGUGUUCUCUGAGAGGGCUUGUGACAUGCAUGUGGCUGACAUGCUCGUGAAGGUGAACGGGCUCAUCAAGGAGCGUGAGGGCUACGCCCCUGGCACGGAGUUCCACCGCUGCAAGGAGAUGUCUGAGUACUGCAGUACCCUGUGCCGCCACCUCUACCUGUUCCCGGGCCACCCUCCCACGUGACGCCGUCCCCACGGCCCUGCCACGUGGAGGCCUGAUGGGGCCUCUCCCCUUCCGGCACACGGUUUCUCUUCCCCCUCAGGGAUUGGGAACCUUGGGGCUUGUGGAGCACGCCUGUCCUCCGCCUGGGCGUGCCGGGCCACAGGCCAGUCCUUCCUGUGGCGGCUCCCUCCCUGCAGAGCUGGCUCUGGCCCGACAGGCUGCGAUAGCAGAGCAGCCUGGCCGAUGAUGUUGCGAACACAGCAUCUUUACAGGGAGAGGGCAUGUGGGUUUCCCUGCCGCUUGUGUUUGCUUCCUGGCCCGAGGGCUUUGAUAGACAGCACUUUGGUAAUUGCUUUUAUUACGUUAGCUAAGACAUUUCAGAGACCAUCUCCUGUCUUUUUUUUUCUUUCAUAUUCCAACCCCAUUUAUCCCAGACUGAGAGUUUGGAAGGUGUCCUGAUUCAACGUAGACGUUUUCCAUUUUGCCUCGAAAGGGCCAACAGGACUGGCGGCACACUGCUGCCGCGGGUGUGGUCGGGACCACAAGGCCACCCAGUGGAAGGCCGGGGUUCUCUGCUCCGCAGUUGGCUCCUUUGGGCUCGAGAAGACCAGCCUCUCAGAGGUUACAGCUUGGAUACCUUAUCCCUGGAAUUUGUUGAUCUUUGCCCAGGGAAGUUCCAGAGUUUUCUUAAUCGGUUUCUCUCUCUUUGGUUACUGAGACGAACCUCAGGAGAGAGUGUUAGCAGAGGCAGAUAAGAGUGGUAUGCUUCCUCAUACGCUGUAACCUGUCACCUUAUCUUUUGCUUCCUCUGAAAUGUCCCUUUC
This is a messenger RNA of Odobenus rosmarus divergens (Pacific walrus), 2256 nucleotides long. It is a transcript of the gene CASP2, whose product is annotated as caspase 2, apoptosis-related cysteine peptidase. The transcript is spliced from 11 exons. Gene Ontology annotation, biological process: regulation of apoptotic process; proteolysis. The record is from RefSeq and is a predicted model, not a curated record. Gene Ontology annotation, molecular function: cysteine-type endopeptidase activity. Lineage: Eukaryota; Metazoa; Chordata; Mammalia; Carnivora; Odobenidae. The coding region runs from base 95 to 1453 and encodes 452 amino acids.